This is a messenger RNA of Ziziphus jujuba (common jujube), 815 nucleotides long. RefSeq names its product HVA22-like protein c. The transcript has 5 exons. NCBI's taxonomy places the organism in Eukaryota, Viridiplantae, Streptophyta, Magnoliopsida, Rosales, Rhamnaceae. Bases 111 to 650 code for a protein of 179 amino acids. The record is from RefSeq and is a predicted model, not a curated record.
GCAGCUUUUUACCAAGUCUCUCGUCUUUCAAAGCUGUUUUUAUAUAGACCCUCCUGGUGGUAAUAAUUCAAAACAAUUCCACUCACUAGCAUUUUCACUCUCUACUAGAGAUGGGUUCUGGUUCUGGGAAUAAUAAUUUUGUCCAAGUUGUUGCUAAAAACUUCGAUGUUCUUGCUCUACCUUUAGUCACUCUUGUUUAUCCCCUGUAUGCAUCUAUUAAGGCCAUAGAAACCAAGUCCCGUGCGGAUGAUCAACAAUGGCUUACAUAUUGGGUGCUAUAUUCUCUUAUUACUCUCUUCGAGAUUACGUUUGCCAAAGUCAUUGAACUGUUGCCUAUUUGGGCUUAUGCUAAGCUGAUUUUCAUAUGCUGGUUGGUGCUACCACAAUUCAAUGGGGCAGCAUAUGUUUACAAACGCUUCAUUAGACCAUUCUAUAUGAACCCACAAAUUACCACUGCUCAUCAAAUCUGGUAUAUCCCAAGGAAGAAGAAUAUCUUUAGCAAGCAGGAUGACAUUUUAACUGCUGCUGAGAAAUAUAUUGAAGAGCAUGGGACCGAAGCAUUUGAGAGGCUCAUAACCAAGGCUGAUAGAGAAACAAGAGCCAGGAGGAGCAACAAUUACACGAUCUUUGAUGAUGAUUAUAUGUAUUAACAAUUUAAAUUGCAUAUUUUCCUUAUCUAUGCUUGGUUCUGAUGUUGUCCCUGAUUUCCUAGCCAGGAGGAGCAACAGUUACGCGAUCUUUGAUGAUGAUUAUGUGUAUUAACAAUUUAAAUUGCAUAUUUUCCUUAUCUAUGCUUGGUUAUGAUGUUUUCCUGA